AUGACCCUCGCAGUCUAUCACAGGUUAUGGGGCAUGACCGAGCAGUUUGCCGCCAGGAAGAAGUGGGGUUGGAGGCAAGUCUACCACCGCAUGCUGCCUUUCCAAAUCGCCCUAUACCCCAGUCUCAUGUGGUAUCUAUUUGGCUGGUUCGAUGAUCCGUAUAAGGAAGCGAUGACACUUGGAAUUUGGAACGUAUCGAAACGCUCGCUAUACUUUUGGGAUCCUCUGCGUUCAGGAGGCGACAAGGGAUGGUUGCGCGACAGUUCUAAUCAACUACGCGAUGCGAAGAGGACAGCUCUCGAGACGGAGGACAUCGCUGUUGGGGUUAUGUCCGAUUUACGGUCACAACGUGAAGUGAUUUCCCGUACGGGCAACAGCCUCAACGAGGUCGACUCCAACCUGGCUACAGCCCGCCGAACCAUCAGUACUAUGGCGCGGCGAGCUAUGGCUAAUCGCAUGGUCCUCACCGCCAUCGCCAUUGCCAUUGGCCUCGCAAUAUUGUAUAUUUUCUAUCGGAAAAUUGCUGGUUAA
Messenger RNA from Perkinsus marinus ATCC 50983, 531 nucleotides. Its product is annotated as vesicle transport v-snare protein vti1a, putative. The transcript has 6 exons. Gene Ontology annotation, molecular function: SNARE binding; SNAP receptor activity. NCBI's taxonomy places the organism in Eukaryota, Perkinsozoa, Perkinsida, Perkinsidae. Gene Ontology annotation, biological process: intra-Golgi vesicle-mediated transport; macroautophagy; retrograde transport, endosome to Golgi. Gene Ontology annotation, cellular component: SNARE complex; ER to Golgi transport vesicle membrane; Golgi apparatus. The coding region runs from base 1 to 531 and encodes 176 amino acids. The record is from RefSeq and is a predicted model, not a curated record.